UUUACCUGUGAUGUGAGGUGAACAAGACACGGCUCAGCAGCUAGCAACUUGAACGUUCUCCAAGUCUACCAGUUAUCGUGGAACUGUUGCCUUGACGACACGACGUUGUACAUUGAGAUUAUUUUUAUUUUUUAAUUCAAAAAAAAAAAUAUUUAUAAAUAAAAAAAAAAAAAAACGCGGGCGCGCGUAAUUAUUCCGGUUUGAAAAAAAAAAAAAUUAUUUAUCUUGUAAUUGUUAUAAACAAUAGUACAACACGUGUAUUUUCAUUGAAAAAUUAAUUUUUUAUUUUUGAAUUUAAACAUAAAGAAAAAAAUAUUUAAAAUAUUGUGAAUUUUGGAGUAAAAAAAUAAAAUUAAACUUUUUAAAUAGUGUCAGUUUGUUGUUGAUAUUAAUUAUUAUAUUUUCAAAUAUUUUGGUGAUUGUGUUAUGACAUACUGUGAUAUAGUUAAAUUAUAAAAAAAAAAAAAAAAUUUAUUUAUUUUUUUUUUUUUAGUGUUUUUAUUUAUUAUUGUGUACUAAAAAAAAUUAUGACAAAUAAUAUUAAUAAUUUUAUUGUUAAAAAAUUAUAUAAUUAUUUAAUAAUUUGAGUGUGUGUUUAUUUUUCAAAUAAUAAUAAUAAUACAAUGUGUCACGUGCUGCAUAAUAAAGUGUCAAAAGACUGAGAGAUAAAAAUAUUGAUAAAGAAGAAAACAAGCAAUCUAAUCUUUAAAAGGAUUAUAAUUUUUACAAUAAAUAAAGAAAAUAAUAAAUAUACAAAAAAAAAAGAAAAAGGACAGAUAAAAGUUUUAAAAUUAUUUGAAAAAGAAACAAAAACAAAAAUAGAUAAACAUAAAUAAAAAAAAUAAAUUAAAAGAAAACAAAUAAAUAAAUAAUUUAUAUAUAAAUAUAAAAGGAUAAUUUGGUAGUGAUUGAAUGGUUCCACUUGAGACUACGGUGAUAAGGUCAAUCUGGGAUUUUCCAGAUCCGGAACAGCGAGGCUUUUACGACUCGCCGCCCCCCCGGAUGGACGUAAGCGUGUGCUGCUUGCAGCCCAGCGUCGGCUCGGGGGUCCAGCACCCUCAAUCACAACAACUACCAACUACCCAUCAUACUCAUCCUCAUCAUCAUCAUAAUAAUAAUCUUACAAAUCAUCAUAACAAUAUAAAUACCAACAACAACAACAACAACGCCAAUAACAACAAUUUACAUCAUCUUAAUAAUCAUAUUAAUAAUAAUACAAAUAAUCAUCAUAUUAAUAAUCAUCAUUUGGGUGUUUUAACAACAACAACAACUGGACAACCUACUGUACAAUCACCCUAUCAAUAUGCUGAUCAAAUAGUACCAGAUCGAGGUCAACCUGAUGGACUUGCAUUGGUUAAUACUGGACAGGAUGCAUGGCAGACUAAUUCAUUGGGUGGUACAACUGGUAUUGCCACAACUACAACAGCAUACAUUGAUUAUUCAUGGCUACAGAUGCAGACAUCGGAUUUGGAUAGUCUAUUAUGUCACCGUGAUUUGGAACAAUUACAAAAAUUGGAUGAUGAUGAUCAAGAUAAAAUAUCACGUGAUCAAUUACAAAUUGAUGAUUUUUUUGAAACAAGUGGACCAGCAGCAUGUAGACCACAAGCAAGUUUUGUAUCAAAUAGAUCUCAACCAUCAAGUUCAGAUGAUGAUGUAUUUCUUAGACCACCAUUAUGGGAAGAUAUUACAUCAAGUAUACAAAAACUUGAUCCAGAAAAUGCUGAUAUGCUUGGAUCACAAACAACAACAACAACACCAACAACAUCAGCUGGUACACCAACAACACCAACAACAACAACUGGUACAACAACAUCAACAACAAAUACAAAUAUAUUAUCACAUGUUAAAAUUGAGACUGAGGAUAUACAAUCACCAGUAUUAUCACCUGUUGAUAUUAAAAGUGAAGCAUUAUCACAACAACACCAGCAACAACAACAACAACAACAACAACCAACACUUCAUUUACUUGAAGGACGUCAAAAUAAUAAUGUGACAAAUUAUCAAAGAAAUGAACGUAAAUUAUACAAUAAUAGUAAUAAUAAUAAUGUUAAUAUAAAUAAUAAUAAUAGUAGUAUUAAUAACAAUAAUAAUAAUUGUAGUAAUAACAACAACAACAACAACACCAUCAACAAUAAUAAUAAUAGUAAUAGUCAAAAUAAUAAUAGUAAUAAUAAUGAUACAAAUAGUAAUAAUAAUGAUACACAAAAUCAUCAUAUACAUCAAAAUAGUAAUGCAACAUCACCAAUAUAUGGAUCAAUGACAAGGCUUAUGUAUGUAUCACCAUUAACACCACCAAUAUCUGAUCCUGGAUCACCAAUUAAUGGACCACCAAGACGUACACCACCACCACCAUAUCCGCAACCAUCAAUUAUUAAUCAAUCACAUCGUAUACAAACUUCAUCAAUUACCAAAUUUAAUCGUAGAAAUAAUCCAGAAUUAGAAAAACGUAGAGUUCAUCAUUGUGAUUUUAUUGGAUGUACUAAGGUUUACACUAAAAGUUCACACCUCAAGGCUCAUCAACGAAUCCACACAGGAGAAAAGCCAUAUCAAUGUCAAUGGCCUGAGUGUGAAUGGAGAUUUGCCCGAAGCGACGAACUAACUCGUCAUUACCGUAAGCAUACAGGCGCUAAACCAUUCAAGUGUGCUGUAUGCGAAAGAUCAUUUGCCCGAAGCGAUCAUCUGGCGUUACAUAUGAAGCGUCAUUUACCUAAGCAACAUACCAAGUGACAUGUCAAUCGAUUAACAAUUUAUGGAAAUUAAUUAUAAAUAUUAUUAAAUUGUAAAACAAACAUUUUCCAUAUGAAAUAACAAAAAAUUAAAAUCAUCAUUGUAAUAUUUAAAAUAAGAAUAUUAAUUUAAAACUAUUUAAAUUUUUUUAAUAAUUCGUUAAAACAUAUUGUACUUAAAAGAUGAAAAUAAAAACUAGCAAAUUGAUAAUAGAUAAUUAAUUAUAUCUCAGAUAAAAUCAAAUGAAAAACAAUAUUUAAAAAUAUAAAAUAUAUUAAACCGCCUGCCAUGAACCGCGACUCUAGUUUUAAGUGAAUUUAUCAAUAAAUAUCCAAAGACUACAUUGCCGAAUGUCGUGGUAACGCAUUAAAGUACUUGAAAUAAUAAAAAAAAAAAUAUAUAUCUUAUAAUAAAAAUUAAAAAAUAAUUUUUGAGUACUCGAUGCGAAGGUCACAUUAUAAUAAUUCUCUGCACGCUGUAUACAUUAUUAGAAUAUAAAUUAAAUAAAAUUUAAAUAAACAGAAAAACGUAUAAAAAAAUAAAUAAAAUUUAAAAAUUUAAAAAAAAAUUAAACAAAUUGUAAUUAUUGUAUUUUCCUCGUUGGUAAAAUCGUCUCAUAGUUAAAAAAUUAAUUGACUAUUUAUUUUAUAAUUUGAUAAUUUUAUUCAAAUAUCAUUGAUAAUUGAUUGAAUUCAUAAAUGAGAAUUAAUUUAAGUGUAAAUUUAAAAUUACUAGUCGGAGCAGAUGUACAAAAAUGUACUUACAGCUAAUACUAGAUUUUAUUUAAUAAAUAUUCUGUUAAAUAGAAUGACAAAAUAAAUAAUAAAAUAAAUUUGCACUGUUUACAUUAAUUUAAAAAAAUAAAAAAAAGUUUUUGAAAAUUUAGAUAAUUAUUUGUUUUAGAAAAAUUAUAAUCAAAUAACUAAUUAAAUUUAAAAAACAAAAAUUGAACAAAUCACAUAUUAUAAAUGUAAUUAAAAUGAUUUAAAAAUUAUGUGUAUGCACUUCUGGCACUGAAACAAGGAGAGUUACUAGUUUGAUGAAAUAAAGUGAAUUAAAAAAAAUAAUCUAAUAAUAAUCCUUAUUAUUUAUAAUUAAUUUUUUUUAUUUAAACAUUUAUGAAAUUGACAAAAUAAAGUUAAACACUCAAUCACGUUGGAUUUGUUAAUAUAAUAAUUUUGCAAUUUUUUUUUGUAUCAAUUUUUAUAAAUUGCGUAUAAUAUAUGAAAAAAAAAAAAAAAAAAAAGGAUAAUUACCUAGAUGACACUGUGAAGCCUUAUUUUAUAAAAAAACUUAUAUUUGAAAAAAAAACGUAAAUAUUCCUUUUUUUUUUUUAGGUAUGAAGUAAUUUGAUGAUGAUUAUUCGCUUGAUGUCAAAGCAAUCAUUGUGAAGCGAACUUCACCUGGAUCUCUUGCCAUAUAUUCAGAGCAAACUUUUGUUGCAUUUUCCAGAAGUUUGUC
Messenger RNA from Aphidius gifuensis, 4188 nucleotides. RefSeq names its product homeobox protein 2-like. Gene Ontology annotation, molecular function: RNA polymerase II cis-regulatory region sequence-specific DNA binding; DNA-binding transcription factor activity, RNA polymerase II-specific. The transcript is spliced from 4 exons. Gene Ontology annotation, biological process: regulation of transcription by RNA polymerase II. The record is from RefSeq and is a predicted model, not a curated record. NCBI's taxonomy places the organism in Eukaryota, Metazoa, Arthropoda, Insecta, Hymenoptera, Braconidae. Bases 913 to 2727 code for a protein of 604 amino acids.